Molecule: messenger RNA, 2364 nt
Organism: Lingula anatina
Lineage: Eukaryota; Metazoa; Brachiopoda; Lingulata; Lingulida; Lingulidae
Product: phytanoyl-CoA hydroxylase-interacting protein
Source: RefSeq, a predicted model, not a curated record
AAGCUAUUAGGCCAAGAAGUGAAAAAAUUGGUCAACCACAGGUAGGUCUCCUGGGUAUAUUUCAGUAUUUGACAGACUGGUUUCAUUGCUAAAUAAUGAAAAUUGUUGAUGAGACCAAGCUGAUUAACAAGUUGAUUAACCGCUAAUAGUAGAAGUAUUUCUUUGCUGGCUGACCCUGAGCAACAUUUUUUGGCCUGCCACAAACUCUCUUCCAAAAGAAUGAACGUUCACAGUGCAAAUUUGUGAAAAUCAAUUUACAGCAACAAAUUUUUUUUGCAAACUUUCCACAUUGUUUAGUAGGUAGCCCCUCCAUUUAUCAAUCACAGUUUACUUACUAGUUGUAUAGCAAACUCACGUAAUAACAAUGGAACCCUACCUUUAAAAGUUCUAUUUUUACAUAGACUCUUUUACAGACUGCAAUGUGUUUUUAUUGGAGAUCACAACAAUGCCCAAAUAUACAAUGAGAUAUUUGGUUCAAUAAACCUAUUCAAGGGAAACAAAAUGUAUCCUCUACCAGGGCAGCAGAUAUUACAGGUACAUUUUCCACCAGCUACAGCUAGAAGAUUUCAAGACCAUAUUUAGCCAGAGACAUUAUCUGGGAAGAUUUAGUGAAAAAUCAAUCAGUGGGCCUGGUAGAAGGUGGAGAUCAAUUUUUGAAAAUGUUGAAACUUUGUGUAUUGCAAGUGAAUCAGCAGGAGACAUUGAAAGUUCCAUUUGAAUGGACCUAAGUUGGUGCCUAAACAACCAUUUUACCAACUUAUGGUACUAGAGAAAGGUGCCAGCCAUGUCCACGUGAAAAUUCAAACCUCAGAUCCUAAUCCCUCAAGCAUGUUGUUUCAUCUCGACUUGGUCAAUACUAGCAAACCUGACAAUGGUGAGAGUCGUCAAGUUUUUGGUGAUGACAAAAUAAAAUUUAAGCUGAAGCCAGGACAGGAAUACAGACUUACAGGCUACACAAUGGAUCUGUACAAGAACUCCCUUGGUGGAUUAAAAUUCCGUGCAGAGUUGAGUAACUUGGAACUGAAAGAACUGCUGCAAAGGGCAACGAUUGUUACAAAUAAACGUGGUGGUAAACUCAUUAAAUGUAAAUACUUGUAUCGAAAUAAAACUGACCAAUACUUCAUGGACAUCUUUCAAAAAGAUGGAAUAAUGAAGGUAUACAAGAAAGACAAAAAUGGAGACCAAGGGUCACCAAUUAAUGGAAAACUUGACGGACUGUUCUUUGCCUCUAACCCUGACCCGGAGACAGGACUUCCUCCUCUCAGGUCAUUUUUUGGUCCAAGGAGAGUGAAUAUCCCAGCAUCCGACCUGUUUGUGACAGGCACAAAUCUUUAUUUUGCUGAUUUUUACUGCAAUAGGAGAGCACAUUAUGUAACCCUUGUGCUCACUUUAGCUGGAUCAACAGCAGACCAAUUUUGCAGGGAGAAACUUCUUACAAUUGAUCCCUACAAAAACUUAUUUUUCAUGAAAGCCGAGGAAGAACAUUCAAGCUAUGUCUAUACAUCAAGAAAUAUUUGGGUUGAAAUCUUUUACACAGAAAAUGUCGACCUUUUGCCAUAUCUGUUUCGAGGUUUAAUUGUUAGUGUGCCUAGCACAGGUACUUCCAGACCAGAAGGAAUUCCUAAGAACCCAAAAUGUCACAUUUGUAAUUUGUGAAACAAUUUUACAUGUAAGUAAUAGUAAUUUUCAUGAAAAAAACAUUUUCUGAUCCUGUACAGUAGCAAAAAUGCACAGAUUUGCAGGGAAAUAAAAUGUUUGAGAGCCUUGAUUAUAGGUUGAAAAUAAUAAAAUGUUGUGGCCACUGAAGAAGUGAUUAUGUACAAAGAACCAAAACAAAUAAUAUUAAUACUGAAUCAUGCAACUGCAAGGUAAUUUUAUAACCGGCACAGUGUCAUUAACUUUACUGUGCAAUGGACCUUAACUAGAAAUAACAGAAGUAAUCAGUUACAUUUUUAUAUGCUAAUCAGUAAAAUCUACAUUCAUGUCAGACAUAACAAUAUUGGUAUAGGCAUUUUAUGCAGUGAUAAUUGUACAGUAAAGAAACAUUUUUUGUGUUUUGCCUUUGUUAAGGUCCAUUCAAGGCAUGUGGAAAACUCACUUAUUUACUUAUUUAUUAUUAGAAUCAGUCAGCAUAUUAUCAUUCACUUUGCAUCAGUCUUGCAAGAAUAUUUAUCUUUCUCUGUGUACAGACAAAUGGAUAUCUUAAAUCUGAUAAGUAAAAACCUUUACUUGUUAACUAUUGCAUAAUAAAAAGUAUGUAAAUCAGACGCUGCCACUGUGUCAUGCAUAUAGAUUCCCCUGUAGAUAACGUGUAUAAAGUCUGCAUUUUGUACAUAAUAAACAUACUUACGAUUUGGAACUGAA